Linnemannia hyalina is the source of this 2337-nucleotide messenger RNA. The record is from the annotation of a GenBank genome assembly. Lineage: Eukaryota; Fungi; Mortierellomycota; Mortierellomycetes; Mortierellales; Mortierellaceae.
AUGGCUUCCGCUACCCCGUUGGAGCCCUACAAUGUUUGGGAAGACGUCCCGUCCACCAUGGACAUCAACCUCAAUAGCAUCGAGACUGACGAUAAUGAUUCCACCAUCACCACAACCAGCAACUACAGCAAUAACAGCAAGAGCAGCAAGAGCAGCAAUGGAGGGUCACCGACGCGGUAUAGUGCACAGACGAUUCGACAGAAGAAGGGGCGGCAGUUGUUGUCGACCAUGAUGGGGGCUGAGGAUAAGGAUGGCAACAGUAGUGUGGGUGGAGGAGCGUUGUUCCCGACCGCAGGGACGAGUUCUUCGACGGUGACUGUUGAGGAGACGAAGGGGGGAGAGAAUGAAAGUGGGAGUAGAAAGACGACCAUGACGACUACUACUAGGACUGCUACUACCAGUUCUUCGUCAGGCAAGCCAUCCACCUCCACGUCCAACCCUGCAGCCGCUGGAGGAGCACACAGUUAUACCGAUGGUACUGGAGCGAGUACUGGAGGUCAGUUGGGACUUGGCAAAGCAUCCCUCCCCCUCGUAGGAGGUGGACGAGGAGGAUUCCCGUCGGUGGGUCUGUACCAGGGCAUUGGUCGAGUACAGGCAUUCUCGGCGAUGGCGUUUAGUACCUUUGCGGUGAUCCAUUUGGUUCCUCCCAUGCUGGCGUCUGUGGGAGGCAUCGAGCUGGCGAAUAAGGCUUUGCUCUGGGGGCGUGUCUAUUACCAGACAAAUGGAUUGGAGCAGGUACUGGUGUCAGGAUCACUGUUGGUGCACUUGGGAGCAGGACUCUGUAAAGCCGUGAUCCGCAUGGUCUGGAAAGUCAAGUCCUACUACUCUGGUUCAUCCUCUUCAACAUCCCCAAGAGCCAUUGAGGAUAGAGAUACCCCGACCGUCAAUAAGGAAUCGUCCACCACGACCAACGCUUCCGGUUCUACCAGCACUACUACUACUACCAAAAUCACGACAAUCACCAAGACUACAGGAGGAAGUGGAAGUGGAUCGGCAAGCGCACCAGGAUUGUUCCCUUACCACCGACUCGCAGGCUGGAUCCUGACGCCUAUGGUCAUCGCCCACAUGAAUGACAUGCGUCUGGCCCCACUCGAAGUCCUGGGUGACUCGUCCUUGGUCGAUUACUCCUUUGUCACAUACCUCCAUCGGGUUGGGCGUUCCGGACCGUAUAUUUUGCUGGUGGGAUUGUUGGCGUACCAUAUGUUUGGGGGUGGACCGGUGGCGUUUAAUAUGGUGCUGCCGAAGGGUUCGGCGAGGAGAGUCAAGGUUCAGGAUUUGAUUAGGUCGAAGAAGGACAUGGGGCUGGUGAGGGGAAGCUCACAAGAAGGAGCAAGGCACCAAAAGCUUGAAAAGGCCCGCGAGAAAAUGAUGCAAGAUUUCGAACAGCAACGGAUCCAGAUCGCAAAGGACCACGAAGUCAAGGCCGCAGCGGAUAAGUUUGUGGUGCAGCAUUCGAAUGUUGAGGAGGCUUUGAAGCAGUCGACGAUUGGCUUGGUCCAUUUGAAGGAUUUUCAGAAGGUUAGAUUGGAGUUGGAGGAGUUGAAGAAGCGGGAGGCUGCCCAGACUAAUAAGCUGCAGGAGAGAGUGGUGAAGAAGAAGGCAAAGAAGGUGAUCUCCAAGCUCUCAUUCGCGGACGACGAGGAGGAAGAAGAGUCUUCAACAGCAUCAUCGCCCAAGGACAUCAAAGGAAAGAAGCGUGCCCAGGACAACGACGACGACGAUACAAAGGACUCCAAGUCACCAUCAACACCACCAUCAGAACCAGCACUGAAGAAGUCAAAGUUUGGCAAGGACCCCAACAUCGACACGAGCUUCUUGCCGGAUCGGGAGCGUGAAGAGGAGGAGCGUCGGGUGAGGGAGGAGCUUCGUCAGGAGUGGUUGACAAAUCAGCAAAAGAUCAAGAAUGAGACGAUCCAGAUUACCUACUCUUACUGGGAUGGCUCUGGACACCGCAAGGAAGUCGAGUGCAAGAAGGGAGAUACGAUUGCACAGUUCCUGGAGAAAUGCCGGCAACAGUUUCAACAGCUUCGCGGAGUCAGCAUCGACAACAUGAUGUACGUCAAGGAGGAUCUGAUCAUCCCACACCAUUUCACCUUUUACGACUUUAUUAUCAACAAGGCUCGUGGAAAGUCGGGACCAUUGUUCAGCUUUGAUGUCCAUGAGGAUAUUCGAUUGACCAACGAUGCUGGAGUCGAAAAGGAUGAGUCUCAUGCGGGAAAGGUUGUGGAGAGGUCGUAUUAUGAGAGGAAUAAGCAUAUCUUCCCGUUGAGUCGGUUUGAGAUUUAUGAUCCGGAGAAGUCUUAUGGCAAGUACUCUAUCAAGGGCAAUGCCAAGUAG